This is a messenger RNA of Clupea harengus (Atlantic herring), 3321 nucleotides long. Its product is annotated as multiple epidermal growth factor-like domains protein 6. Lineage: Eukaryota; Metazoa; Chordata; Actinopteri; Clupeiformes; Clupeidae. The record is from RefSeq and is a predicted model, not a curated record. Gene Ontology annotation, cellular component: extracellular region. Gene Ontology annotation, molecular function: protein binding; chitin binding. The coding region runs from base 1 to 3321 and encodes 1106 amino acids. The transcript has 22 exons.
AUGGAUGGCACUAAACAUACCGCCCAGUUCCCUUGUCCCCGUGGUUACUACAACGCCGAGGCCCUCACCCAGAGUCUGGACAGCUGCCUGCCCUGCCCCCCGGGGCACUACUGCGAGAAGGAGGGGCUCUCAGCCGUGUCAGGGAAAUGCAACGCUGGCUGGUUCUGUGUGUCUGCUGCCUGGACCUCUCAACCUUUUGACCUGGACAACUACACGAACGCCAACUGCCUGUGUCCUGCCACAUCCACUGGGGGGCGCUGUCAGAAGGGCUUCUUCUGCCCCUCAGGUAGCUCAGAGCCCCAGGCCUGCCCUGCUGGGGCCUUCUGCAAUGCCACAGGCUUGUUUCUGCCCAGUGGGCCAUGCUCCCCGGGGUUCUACUGCACUGGUGGAGCGGUUCGGCCCAAACCCAGAGACGGAGUAACAGGAAACAUCUGUCCUCCAGGAGCUUACUGUGAGGAGGCCUUUGAGGAACCCCAGCCGUGUCCAGCCGGCACAUUCUCCGUGGUCACUGGCCUGGUGAGACAGUCUGAGUGCCAGAGAUGCACAGAGGGACACUACUGCAGUUCCACUGGGCUACAGGCCCCUACGGGCCCCUGUAGUGAUGGUUACUGGUGCCCGGCUGGUCAGGAGGCGGACCGCUUGCUGCAGUGUCCGGUCCAUCAUUACUGUCCCCUGGGCAGCCCUGCCCCACUUCUCUGCCCCUCAGGCUUUUUCCAGGACAGGGAGAAGCAGGCCAACUGCUCACUCUGUGAAGCAGGUCAUUACUGUGACCCCAGACUGGCUUCCAGAGGCCUCUCCAUCCUGCAGCGCUGUCCAAGAGGACACUACUGUCCCCCAGGGACACACCUGUCCACCCAGUUCCCCUGCCCAGCGGGCACCUACAACCCCACAGAGGGCAUGGACAGCUCAGAGGCCUGCCUUCCCUGCCCUUCCGGACAGUACUGCCCCUCCAUGGGCCUCUCUGAACCUGAUGGUGGCUGCCAGGCUGGGUUCUGGUGCAGAAGAGGUUCUAGGUCCAGCACCCCAUUAAACGGAACCUCGGGUUCCACAUGCCCCGCUGGACACUACUGCCCUGCAGGUGUGUCCUUACCUGUGCCCUGUCCACCUGGCACCUGGGCGGGCAGGACCGGCCUGGGGGACGCGGGGGAGUGCCAGCCCUGUCCGGGGGGAUCGUACUGUGCCACCCCUGGACUCACAACACCCACAGGCCUCUGCACAGGAGGGUUUUACUGUGUGGAGGGGGCAGUGACACCCAACCCCUAUGAUGGCACCACGGGUGCCCCCUGCCCAGAGGCUCAUUACUGUCCUGUAGGAACCUCUCAGCCUGUGCCGUGUGAGCCAGGGACCUAUAUGAGUGCGACACAGGCCCCAGAGUGCUCUGUGUGCCCUGCAGGCUGGUACUGCACUUCUGGCGUUCGGCUGCUCUGUCCAGCAGGGUUCUACUGCCCUGAGGGCACAGGGGACACAUGGCGCUCCUGCCCCGUGGGCACGUACGGCCCUGCUGGUGGCCUGGGCAGGGUGUCGGAGUGUCGCGAGUGUGAUGGAGGACACUACUGCAGCAUGCCCAACACCACCUCUGUCACAGGGCCGUGCUCUGAGGGGUACUUCUGCCUGCCCGGCAGCACCACCCCACGGCCCCUAACCACAGAGGAAGGAGGUCCGUGUCCAGUGGGCCAUUUCUGCCCAGAAGGGACAUCGCAUCCACAUGCAUGUCCUGAAGGCACCUACAGCAACAUCUCUAAAUUAAUCUCCCAGGUGAGCUGCAGGCCGUGUGCUCCUGGACACUACUGCAGUGCUGCUGGUAUGAGCACGCCCACUGGGGAAUGCUGGGAAGGCUACUACUGCCAGCAGGGGGCAGUAUAUCCAAACCCACACAUCAGGGACGAGCGGGGAGGGCCCUGUCCGUCAGGAUAUUUCUGCCCCAAAGCCUCCGUUGGGCCUCUGAUCUGCCUGGCUGGCUACCUCAGCACAGAGGAGGGACGAGCCAACUGCAGCCUCUGCCCUCAGGGUUACUACUGCCCUGGCAGCAGCUCCACUAAUCAAAGCAGAGCGUGUCCUGUUGGGCACUACUGCCCCGCGGGCACCAGCAGUCAGUACCAGCACCCGUGCCCAGAUGGCACUCUGAACCAGCAGGAGAGAAUGGGCUCGCCCCACGACUGUACACCAUGCCCUCCAGGCCUGAGUGAGGUCUCGGGGCCGUGCUCUGCUGGUCACUUCUGCUCUUUGGGGGCCGUGUCCCCCCGGCCAGAGGACGGAGUGACGGGGGACAGGUGUCCUCGGGGACACUACUGUCCCCCGGGGGCCUCCGUGCCACUGCCCUGUCCGGCUGGUCGCCACAGCAACACCACCGGCAACGCCUACCUCUCUGACUGCAAGCCCUGCCCAGCAGGUUUCUCCUGCUCCAGUAGGGGGCUCUAUCUCCCCUCCGAAGUCUGCCCUGCUGGAUUCUUCUGCCCUGACGGGGAGGGCUCCAACCACCCCACUCCACAAACCUGCCCCCCGGGGUUCAUCUGCCCCCAAGGAAGUCCUGCCCCCACCCCCUGUCCAGCGGGGACCUAUCAGGAGCAGUCUGGCCAGACGCGGUGUGCCCCCUGUCCUGCUGGCUUCUUCUGCGCCGCCUCACUGCACCCUGGCACAGGUGGCACAGAGGUAGUAGAAGGCUCCCACACACCCACCCCCUGCCCCGAGGGGCAUUACUGCCCAGUAGGCACCCAGUCUGGCCUGGACUUCCCCUGUCCUGUGGGCUCCUUCAGUGACCAGCGGGGCAUACGCAGCUCCAGCCAGUGCGCCCCCUGUCCAGCAGGCCGGUACUGCAGCUCUGCCGGACUGGCUGGCCCAUCAGGACACUGCUCUCCUGGGUAUGUGUGUCUCCAGGGCUCUGUGCAGCCUCAGCCCACGGGCGAGCUGACCGGCAGCCGAUGCCCCGCAGGCUUCUACUGCCCCGCGGGCACCACCCACGCCCUGCCCUGCCCGCCCGGCACCUGCAGCUCAUUAGAAGGAGCGGUGUCAGUAGACGCCUGUCAGCUGUGUCCUGCGGGUCUCUUCUGCUCUGACUUCGGUCUGACGGCCCCAUCAGGGCCCUGCAGCGCUGGGUACUUCUGCUCACGAGGAGCCACCACUCCCACGCCUCACGACACAGAGACUGACAGUGAGAUGUGUGGGGGGGCCGUGGAGGUGGACACACGCUCGUCUGUCCCGCCCAGAGCAGGAGUGUGUCCCAGAGCAGGAGUGUGUCCCAGGGGACACUUCUGCCCCAGGGGUACAGCUGAGCCCCAGCCCUGUCCGCCAGGUAACCCUAGAGCUGUCCUCUCUUCCAGGUAA